This is a messenger RNA of Papaver somniferum (opium poppy), 2366 nucleotides long. RefSeq names its product glutamyl-tRNA(Gln) amidotransferase subunit B, chloroplastic/mitochondrial-like. The record is from RefSeq and is a predicted model, not a curated record. Bases 234 to 1898 code for a protein of 554 amino acids. Gene Ontology annotation, biological process: glutaminyl-tRNAGln biosynthesis via transamidation; mitochondrial translation. Gene Ontology annotation, molecular function: glutaminyl-tRNA synthase (glutamine-hydrolyzing) activity. The transcript is spliced from 12 exons. NCBI's taxonomy places the organism in Eukaryota, Viridiplantae, Streptophyta, Magnoliopsida, Ranunculales, Papaveraceae.
AUCCAACUAAAUUUUAGCGAACUGCUAGGGCGCACUCCACUUUCCGUUCUCUGCCUCGUAUUUUGUGUGUGUGUGUUUUCCUUGAGAAUCAAAAUACUACUACUAAUUAAUGCGAAGUUCUAAUCAGAAAAGAAGUUUUUGGCUCAAAGAAGUGCAAAUCUUUCUGGUUCUUCAGGUCGUCUCUCCCAGUGUUCAAAUUUGCAGAUAUAGGCUGACUAGAGUGUAAGUUCGUAAUGGCUUCUCUAUGUUUCAGAGGACUUCGUACUCAUUCGUCUAUCCUUUGUCCAUCUUCUCUCUUCUCCACAAGCAAUGGUGUAUUCUUUUGCACAAUGCAAACCACAAAAACUGAAAAAACCAACACAAGAACUGAUAAAACUAAAAGAACACAGAUUAAAGCAUCUACGAGUACUAGUACUAAGCUGGUCAAAGAAAAUGAGCAAAGGUUAAAUGAUUAUGAAGCCGUUAUAGGUAUAGAGACACAUGUCCAACUUUCAACUCUAACUAAAGCCUUUUGUAGCUGCCCUUACAACUACGGGUCUCAACCAAACACUACUGUUUGUCCAAUUUGUAUGGGUCUACCUGGUGCAUUGCCAAUAUUCAAUUCGAAGGUUAUCGAGUGUGCAGUAAAACUAGGACUUGCACUUAACUGCAAACUGGCAAUGACUUCAAAGUUCGAUAGGAAACAAUAUUUUUAUCCUGAUCUUCCUAAAGGUUAUCAGAUUUCACAAUUCGAUGUUCCGAUUGCAAGUGGUGGUUAUGUCGAUUUGGAUCUUCCUCUUGAGUUUGGUGGUGGGCAUAGAAAGUUUGGAAUAACCAGGGUUCACAUGGAAGAAGAUGCUGGGAAGUUGAUGCACUCUGAAACUGGGAUGUACUCGCAGGUGGACUUGAAUAGAGCAGGGGUACCGUUGCUUGAGAUAGUUUCAGAGCCUGAUAUGAGAACUGGGAUCGAGGCUGCUGAAUAUGCGGCUGAGAUACAAAGGUUGGUUCGCUAUUUGGGAGUGGGUAAUGGCAAUAUGCAGGAAGGUUCGCUGCGGUGUGAUGUGAAUGUAUCGGUCCGGCCUAUAGGGCAGGCAGAGUUUGGAACGAAGGUCGAAAUAAAGAACAUGAACUCAUUUUCAGCCAUGCACAGGGCAAUCGAUUUCGAGAUUUCUAGGCAGGUUCUUCUCCACAAUCAAGGCCUGGCUGAUCAAAUUGUACAGGAAACUCGACUUUGGGAAGAGGGUGCUCAGAAAACGGCAACAAUGAGGAAAAAAGAGGGACUUGCGGACUAUCGGUAUUUUCCUGAACCGGACCUUCCAGAAGUGGUUCUGACGGAGGACUAUGUCGAAAGUAUUCGUGCAUCUUUGCCUGAACUUCCAGAAAUGAAGCGCCGGAGAUUCGAGAAUAUGGGCCUCAGCAUGCAGGAUGUUUUGUUCCUUGCUAACGACACGAAUGUCUGCAAGUUUUUCGAGUCUGCUGUUGACAAAGGUGCUGAUGUGAAAAUGGCGGCCAAUUGGAUCAUGGGUGAUAUUGCUGCUUAUUUGAAGAAUGAAAAACUCUCUAUAACAGAAAUUAAACUUACACCACAGGAGCUGGCUGAACUAAUAUCCUUCAUCAAAGGUGGAAUUAUCAGCGGAAAAAUUGGGAAAGAUAUAUUAUUUGAGAUUAUAGCAAAAGGUGGAACUGUCAAAGCUGUCAUUGAAGAAAAGGAUUUGGUUCAGAUAACAGAUCCUAGUGAGAUUGAAAAAAUGAUUGUGAAGGUGAUUGAGGAGAAUCCACAGCAGGUGGAGAAAUAUCGUGGUGGCAAAACCAAGUUGCAAGGCUUUUUUGCUGGGCAGGUAAUGAAGGCAUCAAAAGGUAAGGCCAAUCCAGUGCUGUUGAACAAAAUCCUAUUAGAGAAAUUACACGCAAAAAGCUGAUGAGUUACAGCAAUCAAAAGGAAGCUGGGAAGUUAAAGAGAGAAGGACCCAGAUUCAAUUUCUUCUUAAACUGACAGACCCGAUGACUAAAUGUUAAUAGCAGAAUGACAAUUGUUACUAAGAAUCUAUAAGGAGUCUGGUUACAAAGAACGGUUUCAAAAAGGCUGAGCAUGCACUUUACAAAGGCAACAAAAGGACUGGAUACUGCAGAUACUUGGUUGAGAACAGCAAAUGCACUUGUGUUGGAGUUCAAAGGAAAAGCCAAAAUGGUGGCCAUCACACCAAGACCCACAAGGACUUUUGCCUUCUUGCAUAAACAGCUUUUUCCUGCUCUCUCCCUUUAUAUCAGUUGUUGGUCUUCACUACCGUAAAAACAAAGUUGAUGGUUAAGCCACAAUUUCAUCAAAUUUCAAUUGUGGUUCCUUUGUUGCGUAAAUUGCUAAAACCCGGCGAAGCGAGUUGCACAAC